AUGGCGUUCGGCGAUCCCGAGGCAGUGAGGGUGACGGGGGAGGUGCAUUUGAGUGCGGACGAGUCGCACUUAUUCAGCACUCUGAGGGACGUGGUGUCGCACUAUGGACUCGGCACGCAGCUGCGCGUGGCGGGAGGAUGGGUGCGCGACAAGGUGAGGGGCGUGCAGUCGAGACGCACUUAUUCAGCACUGUCAGCUGGGGGUGGCGGGAGGCUGGGUGCGCGACAAGUAUGGACUGGGGCGCGGCUGUGGGUGGCAGGGGGAUGGGUGCGCGACAAGCUAAUCGGGCGCGACUGCAUGGACAUUGACAUAGCUCUCGACAACCUGCUGGGGAGGGGGUUGGCAGACAAGCUGAUAGGGCGGGACUGCAUAGACAUCGACAUAGCUCUCGACAACCUGCUGGGGAGGGAAUUCGCAGAGAAAGUCACCGAAUACCUCAAGGAACGAGGGGAGGUCGUGCGGGGCGUGGGGGUCAUUCAGAAGAACCCCGAUCAGUCGAAGCACCUGGAGACGGCAACGAUGAUGAUUUACGGCAUGUGGAUCGACUUUGUGAACCUCAGGGCAGAGGAGUAUGCCCACGACUCAAGAAUCCCGCACUCCAUUGAGUUUGGGACGGCAGAGGAGGACGCACUGAGGAGGGACUUGACGAUCAAUAGCAUGUUUUACAACAUCAGCACAGAGCAAGUGGAGGACCCCACUGGGCGAGGAAUCUCGGACCUGAAUGGGGGCGUCAUCCGCACGCCUCUCCCUCCCCACCAGACCUUCCUUGACGACCCUCUCCGAGUGCUUCGGGCCGUGAGGUUCGCUGCCCGAUUCGGCUUCUCAUUGGACGAGGAGUUACGGGCAGCUGCAGCUUCGGAGGAGGUUCGGACAGCGCUGGGAAACAAAGUCAGCAAAGAGAGGAUUGGGAAAGAGGUAGAGCUGAUGCUCAAAUCCCGCGAUCCCUAUGCAGCCAUCUCCCUCGUGGUCGACCUCAACCUCUUCCCCACCGUCUUCCCGCUCCCCCACGCCCCCUCGCACACUGCUGAUGUUCCCCCUGAUGAUGAGCUGCCUGGCCUCUGUGAAGCUUCAUUUGCUGCCACUUGCACACGCCUGCACCAAUGGGAGAAACACCUGCCCCAGGCUCUGAUUGAUCACUUGUCUGACCUUAGUGUGGGGCUGCUGCUGGCAGCGCUGCUGAUGCCUCUCAGGCAUGCCCACUACCUGGAUAAGAAGAAGAAAGAGGUGCCAUUCGCGCAACACAUCGUUCUGGACUCACUCAAGCUCAAACGAGCCUAUGCUGACAUGGUGGUGUUGCUGCAUGCAGCAGCGGAGGAUUUCACUGCCCUAGCGCCCCUGCUUACCACACCAGCAGCUGAGGCAGCACCAGGAGGAGGGGAAGAUGCAGCAACAGCAGCAGCCGGAACAGGAGGAGCAGCAGCAGCUCGAUGCCUUACUCUAAUCACACCCCCGCAUGAGGAGUUUCAAGACAACGCAAGGGUGCUGGCAGGCAAGCUCCUCCGCAAGGUGAAGGCCUGCUGGCCGUCCGCUGUGCUGCUCGCCUCUACUCUGCCGCCCGUUUCCUCUGCCGCCCGCAGUGAACAGUGUGGUUUGGAUAGCGUGACUUUGUAUCUGAGCCGGGCCCUCAGUCUACCCGGCCUUCUCCUGUUAGGUCGACCCAAAGCGCUUGCAGCCAUGUUGGCCAUCUUCCAGAAGUCGAUAGGCGAGGCGCCGCAGGAGCUCAUGGCGCCGAAGCUGAACCGAUCGGCGUCCAUGUCGGGCCGGCUGGACGCGAAGGAGAUCCUCCACGGCUUCAAGAAGGCGCACCCGGGCGCCGUGCUUAUGCAGUUUGACGAUCAACACGCUAUCGCGUACACGCACGACAUGCAAGACUUUCUCAUGCCCAGGCAAUUUGCAGCAUGCGACGAUGUCUUCUGCGCGUUCGCCGGCAACAUCGAGAACCUCGCGCAGCUGCGGCAGCGGUACGGGCUGGACCGGCACGUGAGCGAGGUGAAUCUGAUCAUCGAGGCGUACAAGACGCUGCGCGACCGCCGUCCGUACCCGCCGGACCAAGUCAUCGCGGACCUCGCGGGCGCGUUCGCGUUCGUGCUGUACGACAACAAGGCCAAGACGGUCUUCGUGGCGCAUGACGCGCAAGGCAAGGUGCCCUUGUACUGGGGCAAGUGCCUGGACGACGGAGUGCUCGCCUUCUCGGACGACCCUGCUGUGCUCAAGGCCGGCACCGGCUCCUCCUUCGCCCCCUUCCCUCUCGGCUGCUUCUACUCUUCUGACGGCGGCCUGCGCAGCUUCACGGACCCGGAGAAGCAGCUCAAGGCCAUUCAGCACAUUGACAGCCAGGGGGAGCUGUGUGGUGCCACCUUCAAGGUCGACAGCCAGCAGGAUUUGACUCAGAUGCCUCUAGACUCCAAGGACGACAGCGGGCGGGGCUGGUCGUAA
Closterium sp. Naga37s-1 is the source of this 2436-nucleotide messenger RNA. Lineage: Eukaryota; Viridiplantae; Streptophyta; Zygnematophyceae; Desmidiales; Closteriaceae. The record is from the annotation of a GenBank genome assembly.